CCUGAGGGUGUGCGUCGGCCGAGGGGGAGGCUCUUCACUCCUUCGGCCUAUUGGCGGGAAUUGGUUGGCUCGCUCUCCCCCCCUGGGGAGCGGAGGUUUCGAGAUCCCACCAUUGAGACAGGCCAGGUUGGAAAGCGCGUCUCCCCGCAGCCGGCUUCCUCCCCCGAGCCCGUUUCCGGCCCGCGAGCCUCUAGCGAGAUGUUGCUGCUGGUGCUGCUGCUCCCCGCGUGCUGGGCCGUGGAGGUCCGGCGGCCUCGGGGCGUCUCCCUCACCAACCAUCACUUCUACGAUGAGUCCAAGCCUUUCACUUGCCUGGACGGCUCGGUCACCAUCCCUUUUGAUCAGGUCAACGAUGACUACUGUGACUGCAAGGACGGCUCGGAUGAGCCGGGCACGGCUGCCUGCCCUAACGGCAGCUUCCACUGCACCAACACUGGCUACAAGCCUCUGUACAUCUCCUCCAGAUGGGUCAACGAUGGAGUUUGUGACUGCUGCGACGGGACGGACGAGUACAAUAGUGGGGUCGUCUGUGAGAACACCUGCAGGGAGAAGGGCCGCAAGGAGAGAGAGACGCUGCAGCAGAUGGCAGAGGUCACCCGCGAGGGCUUCCGCCUGAAGAAGAUCCUCAUCGAGGACUGGAAGAAGGCCCGGGAAGAGAAGCAGCAAAAGCUCACUGAGCUACAGACCGGAAAGAAGUCCCUGGAGGACCAGGUGGAGAUGCUGCGGACGGUGAAGGAGGAGGCUGAGAAGCCAGAGAAGGAGGCCAAAGACCAGCACCAGAAGCUGUGGGAAGAGCAGCAGGCCGCCUCCAAGGCCCAGCGGGAGCAGGAGCUGGCGGCCGGUGCCUUCCAGGAGCUGGACGACAACAUGGACGGGGUGGUCUCGGUGGCCGAGCUGCAGACCCACCCAGAGCUGGACACAGAUGGGGACGGGGUGCUAUCCGAAGGAGAAGCCCAGACCCUGCUCGGGGGAGACUCGCAGAUGGACCCUACCUCCUUCCACGACCGCGUCUGGGCUGCCAUCAGGGACAAGUACCGGUCUGAGGUUCUACCCACCACUCCACCAGCGCCUUCGGUGCCUGACCUCACGGAGCCCAAGGAGGAGCAGCCCCCGGUACCCUCACAGCCCACGGAGGAGGAGGAGGAGGAGGAGGAGGAGGAGGGAGAAGGAGAGACGGAGGAGGAGGAGGAAGAGGAGGAGGAGGAUUUCCAGGUGCAGGGGGAGCAGCCCAAGGAGGCCCCACCCCCACUCGCGCCCCCCCAGCCAGCCAGCCCCACGGAGGACAAAAUGCCGCCCUAUGAUGAGCAGACGCAGGCCUUGAUUGACGCUGCCCAGGAGGCCCGCAACAAGUUUGAGGAGGCCGAGCGGUCCUUGAGGGACAUGGAGGAGGCCAUCAGGAACCUGGAGCAGGAGAUUUCCUUUGACUUCGGCCCCAGCGGGGAGUUUGCCUACCUGUACAAGCAGUGCUACGAACUCACCACCAAUGAGUAUGUCUACCGACUCUGUCCCUUCAAGCAUGUCUCACAACAACCCAAGCUUGGCGGCGGCUCUCCCACCAACCUCGGCACCUGGGGCUCGUGGGCUGGCCCUGAACACGACAAGUUCAGCUCCAUGAAGUACGAACAGGGCACUGGCUGCUGGCAGGGCCCCAACCGCUCCACCACUGUGCGCCUGUUGUGUGGGAAGGAGACGAUGGUGACCAGCACCACGGAGCCCAGUCGCUGCGAGUACCUCAUGGAGCUGAUGACGCCUGCUGCCUGCCAAGAGCCACCCCCCGAGCCACCUGCAGACAGCGACCACGAUGAGCUCUAGCCCUGCCCCGCCAAGAACCUCAAGGCAUGGAACGAGCCUCAGUGGUGCCACCUACCCGCCCAUCUGGACGAAGGCCUGCCCCUCUGAGUCUCCUUGCCCUCCCACAGGCAGGAACCGUUCGGGCCCCCCCCCCCGCCCUGCUCUUGGGGGGUCAGGCUGGGCAGAGCAUUUGCCCAGGCCUCAGUGGGCCUCCAAAAUGGACUAAAGGAGUGCACCCUCCCCAGGCCAUAGCCUGGUGACUCACUGCCUCCCCCCUCCUUCCCCUCUCCCCUCUCCCCCUCCCCCGCCCUCCGCCCCCCCCUGUUCCCACUCCCCACCCCCGUGCCCCUGCCCAUGGUGUCUGCCUCCCCUGCUGGUGGGGACUGAAUAGACUGUGACCUUGAACAAUAAAUGAUUCCCCAACCCA
Messenger RNA from Myotis myotis, 2218 nucleotides. It is a transcript of the gene PRKCSH, whose product is annotated as protein kinase C substrate 80K-H. The record is from RefSeq and is a predicted model, not a curated record. Gene Ontology annotation, cellular component: glucosidase II complex. Gene Ontology annotation, molecular function: calcium ion binding; protein binding. The transcript has 18 exons. NCBI's taxonomy places the organism in Eukaryota, Metazoa, Chordata, Mammalia, Chiroptera, Vespertilionidae. Bases 199 to 1812 code for a protein of 537 amino acids. Gene Ontology annotation, biological process: liver development; N-glycan processing.